Molecule: messenger RNA, 1695 nt
Organism: Brassica napus (rape)
Lineage: Eukaryota; Viridiplantae; Streptophyta; Magnoliopsida; Brassicales; Brassicaceae
Exons: 6
Coding region: 761-1627 (288 amino acids)
Biological process (GO): protein transport
Source: RefSeq, a predicted model, not a curated record
AACAAUGGUUAUGUCAUUCAAUAAAUUGUUUGAUUUGGAUAUUUUAUACUUACUUAAAUAUCAUAUAAACCAUUAAAUGAUUUGGCUGUUUUAUAUAUUUUAAAAGAAUAGGUAAAGUUGUCAAAUCUAAAAGUUUGGUUAAUGAAAAAAAAAGUUUGGUUAAUGAUUAUUUGAAAAGGUUAAAAUUAAUAUUUUUGUUUUUUUUACCAUGUGAGCAAUUUUUACUAUUUUAAUAUUUCUUAAGCAGAAUCAUUUUAUUUUUAAUUGUUUAUGGAAGUUGUUACUGGCACGGCACUGCAUAAGUCCGAACACUUUAUGUCUGACUGUAGAACCGAGCCUUUCGACAUUUCUUUGUCCAAUUACUUUUUUGUUGUCGUCCAAUUACUUUUUAUGCAAAAAGAAAAGAAAAUUAGAGCCCAAAACGACGUUUCUUGGAAGUUUACAGCUAAAGUGCUUGUAAACUAAUUAAUUGAACUCUCUCUAAUUAAGCUUUAGAGUGAAAAAUCUAAGCUUCGUAGAAUAAAUAAAGACCAUAAUGAAAGGCAUGUCAAGAAAGGUCUUCUUUUGGAUAAUACAUAAUCUUUUCUCUUUAUCUCUCAGAAGAAACUUUAUGGUUCGUUUCUUUGCUUCAUAGAUUUUGCUAGAUUCUGAUUCAGAGUAUUACUUCGACUCUAGACACUAAACCACCGGUUGAUUCUUCCGGAUUUUCAUAUAGAACAUUCAUCUUGUUGCCUUCUUCUGCCUCAAGAAAUCGAAAACAAUGAACAUCUUUCUUAGUUGCUUCAAACCUAAGUUCUACAAGAAAAGCAAGUCUACAACCAGUUACAUGAAGAUUCGGCUCGAUAUAGUGAGGAAAAAAAGGAUUGCAAUGGUUAAUUUCUUGAAAAUGGACAUUGUGGAUUUUCUCAAGAAUGGCCUUGAGUAUAAUGCUUAUACAAGAGCAGAAAUGUUACUCGAAGAGCUUAGGAUUAUAUCAUGUUAUGAUAUCAUUGAACGAUUUUGUGACUGUAUAUCUGAAAAUCUCACACUAAUGCUGAAGAAAAGGGAAUGUCCUGAAGAAUGCAAAGAAGCUGUUUCCUCUUUGAUACAUGCAGCUGCAUGGGUUCCUGAUGUUCCUGAACUUAAGGAUCUUAGAGCCGUGUUUACUCAUAGAUUUGGGAGUUUCAUUCAUUCAUCUGUAAAUCAUGAGCUCGUUGAGAAAACUGAAUUGCGGAGUAGACCAUCACGUGAACUCAAGAUUCAGACAGUGAAAGACAUUUCUAAAGAGUUUUCGAUUGAAUGGGAUCCUACAGCUCUGAAUCUGUUUCUGCUUGGACAAACUUCAUCUUCGCAAAUUGAUGAUAAGGUAGAGACAGGAACUGAUGAUCCGAAGAUUAGGGAAGAGAAAAGUACAGUAAAUGAUCAAAGCGAGGAUGAAUCGGUUCUUUCAGAGAGCUGGACAAGGGAUUCACUGUCUAAAGGUAGUUUGAGUUCUAGUUCGAGUUCGAGUCGUAGUUCUCCAAGAAGAGACUCUGAAAAGAAGAAGAAGAAGAAGAUUCUGCCUUACGGAUUAAUCUCUCCUCCACGCACGAAACCAGGAGGUAGAAACAAUGAGAAAUCACAAGAGGAGAAAGAAGUAGACAUAUAAAAUAUAUAGGACAAAAUUUAGGUUCCCCCGACGCAAAUUUUUCAAUAUUAUAAUCAAUUAAACUGCCA